CCGAUUUCCGCAUUUUCAGGUACAUGCAUGAGGCGUUCGAGUUCUACGAGGACACGCUGUCGAAUCGCUACCCGUACUCGUGCUACAAGCAAGUGUUUGUGGAUGAGGCCUAUGAGGACUAUCACUCCUACGCGACAAUGACGAUUUUGAGCGUGAAUCUGCUGCAUUCGGCCGUGGUGAUCGAUCAGGUGUACCUGACGCGCAAAGCGAUGGGCCAGGCGGUGGCCGAACAGUUCUUCGGCUGUUUCAUUUCGAUGCAAAACUGGUCGGAUCUGUGGCUGAACAAGGGCAUCAGCCAGUACCUGUGCGGGCUGUACUGCAAGAAGAGUUUCGGCAACAACGAGUAUCGCGACAUGAUCCAUGGCAUGCUGCAGGACGUGGUUAAGUACGAGGAAGAGUAUGGAGGGAUUAUAUUGGAUCCGAGCCAACCGCCGGCGCCGAUGCCGCUGGGCGCGAAUCCGCCGCAGGCCAAUCAGAGCAAGAACGAGGAGAAGUUCUACUUUUCGAUUCGCAGCCUGCACACGAUGUCGUCGAUGUACAUCGAGGCGCUGCACAAGAAGGCCAUGCUGGUGAUGCGCAUGCUGGAGCACCGGAUUGGACUCGAGUUGCUGCUGCAGGUGAGUGGAAUUUUGCGCUAGCGCGCUUCAGGUUGG
Dendroctonus ponderosae (mountain pine beetle) is the source of this 653-nucleotide messenger RNA. RefSeq names its product transcription initiation factor TFIID subunit 2-like. Gene Ontology annotation, biological process: transcription initiation at RNA polymerase II promoter. Lineage: Eukaryota; Metazoa; Arthropoda; Insecta; Coleoptera; Curculionidae. Bases 24 to 638 code for a protein of 204 amino acids. Gene Ontology annotation, cellular component: transcription factor TFIID complex. Gene Ontology annotation, molecular function: zinc ion binding; metallopeptidase activity; RNA polymerase II general transcription initiation factor activity. The record is from RefSeq and is a predicted model, not a curated record. The transcript is spliced from 2 exons.